ACCGCGAUUGGGCUGCCGCAGUUUAAAGCGAUUAUUUGAGUUCUAUCCUCAGUGAAGCGAUUUUUAAGCAAAAAUAAUCGCGGAGAGGAGCAAUUAAUUUCUAACAAACUAUUCUUUUUAAGAUAUAUUUAAAAACGUAAUUUGAUCAGCAAAAAUGGGAGAUGAAGUUAACCCUAAAGCGUAUCCUUUAGCAGACGCUACUUUGACUUCUAAAAUUUUGAAUUUAGUACAACAAGCUAUGAAUUAUAAACAAUUAAGGAAAGGAGCUAAUGAAGCAACGAAAACAUUAAAUCGCGGCUUAUCAGAAUUUAUCGUAAUGGCUGCAGAUGCAGAACCUCUAGAAAUUUUGCUGCAUUUGCCAUUAUUGUGCGAAGACAAAAAUGUACCAUAUGUAUUUGUUAGAAGUAAACAAGCUCUAGGUCGUGCUUGUGGUGUAUCUAGGCCCGUUGUUGCUUGCUCUGUGACAGUUAACGAAGGAUCACAAUUAAAACCACAGAUUCAGGCUAUACAACAAGAGAUUGAACGUCUCUUAGUUUAAAUACUUUGUACCUGAUUCAGAAUCAUUCUUUUUAAAUUUAAAUAUAAUCAAACUAUCAUUUCUAUUUUUUACACAGAAUUUUGAAUAAUUUCAAAAGAUCGAGCCUUAUAUAUCUUUCAUGCAGUGAAAUUUACAUAUAAGUUAUCUUUAUGACUGAAAAAUGUUAACUAAAAAGUAUUGAUAUACUGUCUGUAUCACAAUCCAAAAUAAAUGUUUUUUAUCACAUAUAAAAUUCAUGAUCUUGUAUGACUUCAUAUUGUGUAAAAGAAUAAACAACAUUUCACUUAAAAAAUAAAAAACCAUUUCUUUUUUCUUAAAUAUUGUAAGCAUAAAAUAUUGAUGUAUUGUAUUUUUCUUUCAUUAUUUUGGUAUAUUUGCCAUUUAUGAGAAAAGCGCUAUCAAUAAUAAAGUGACCACAUUGUAUACUUA
This is a messenger RNA of Bombus pyrosoma, 967 nucleotides long. It is a transcript of the gene hoip, whose product is annotated as NHP2-like protein 1. Bases 155 to 538 code for a protein of 127 amino acids. The record is from RefSeq and is a predicted model, not a curated record. NCBI's taxonomy places the organism in Eukaryota, Metazoa, Arthropoda, Insecta, Hymenoptera, Apidae. Gene Ontology annotation, molecular function: RNA binding. Gene Ontology annotation, cellular component: small-subunit processome; precatalytic spliceosome; nucleolus. Gene Ontology annotation, biological process: ribosome biogenesis; mRNA splicing, via spliceosome; maturation of SSU-rRNA. The transcript is spliced from 2 exons.